Molecule: messenger RNA, 1002 nt
Organism: Pyrus x bretschneideri (Chinese white pear)
Lineage: Eukaryota; Viridiplantae; Streptophyta; Magnoliopsida; Rosales; Rosaceae
Product: phosphatidyl-N-methylethanolamine N-methyltransferase-like
Exons: 2
Coding region: 475-969 (164 amino acids)
Biological process (GO): phosphatidylcholine biosynthetic process
Molecular function (GO): S-adenosylmethionine-dependent methyltransferase activity
Source: RefSeq, a predicted model, not a curated record
CGCGAAACGGAUUUGUUGGGACCUAGGCGGUGGAAUUUGAAAGACUGCAGUAUAGAACAAGUAUGCUAAAAGUAAAGUGAGGAUGGCCUAUCCCCACCCUGGUCCCUUCUUCCCUCUGCCACUAAACAUGACGUUUAAGAAGCAGCAGAUUGGAGUAACUAUGGAGGUCUACAUCGACGACAUCAUGGGUAAAUACAUAUGAAAUUCUCAAAUUAAAAAGUGGAUCUUUUUGCAUACGAGGUUCAAAACUUCAAAUCCCCUUCAUCCGAUAUGUGCUUCUGAAGAUGUGAUAGCUCAAAGCCAUGCUAAGUAUCGGGCUGUAAGCAUGGGCCUGCCACCUGCCUCAGUACGACAUUAAAAUCAACUCGAACACACGAGCUCAGAUUCACUGAGGCACACAUGAAGGAAGAAGGAACCAUUUUUCUGAGAAAGUGAGAGAAUCAAGUGAAAAAAAAAAAAAAAAAAAAAAGAAAAAUGGGGAUAGCAGCAGCAAUAGGAGUGCUUUCACCCUUCCCAUUCUACUAUUGGUUGUGGAGUUACCCACAAACAUGGGUAGAGCUGUGUGGGAAAGGGCGUGACCCGUGCAAAGUGAUGGCCUAUGUGGCUCCUUUCCUGAAGCUGAUUCAGUUCCUCUCUCUUUUCUCAGUCUCUACCUUCUCUUGGCCUCCCCCUCUUUACUUCUGUCCCCUCAUUGCCUUUGGCCAGUUCCUCAACUUCAGGGUCUAUCAGUUGCUCGGUGAAUCUGGUACGUAUUAUGGAGUACGUUUUGGGAAGAACAUUCCCUGGGUGACAAAAUUUUCAUUUGGGUACAUAAAAGUUCCUCAGUAUGUGGGGAGCAUUUUGAGUGUUUCUGCAUGCGUAUCGUAUGUACCAUUUCAAUACAUUUUGUUGUGGAUGUUGGGAUAUGUUGCAAUGAUAUAUGUGGAGUCAGAGGAAGAUCCUUCAACUCGUUCAAAACCACUCUCAUAAUUCAGCAUUUGAAUUAGACCAGAGAGUCGGAAU